GAAAUGCACCCGAACCACUGAGAGGGACAGUUGGGGCCGGCUGCAUACUGAGAGCGGCAAAGAGCAGCGAUGGCCUGGACAAAGUACCAGCUCUGCCUGGCGGCGUUGAUGCUGAUCACCGGCUCCAUCAACACGCUUUCCGCGAAGUGGGCUGACAAGCUGAAGGCACCAGGCUGCCAUGGGACAGAACCACACUAUUUCCAGCAUCCCUUUCUACAGGCAGUGGGCAUGUUUCUGGGGGAAUUUUCCUGCCUGGCUGUCUUCUACCUCCUGCUCUGCACUGACCGGAGGAGGCCAGAACCCACCAUGACAGCUCCUCAGCCCUUUAACCGAUUGCUUUUCUUGCCUCCAGCACUAUGUGAUAUGACAGGGACUAGCCUCAUGUAUGUGGCUCUGAACAUGACCAGCGCUUCUAGCUUUCAGAUGUUGCGUGGAGCUGUGGUCAUCUUUACGGGCCUGCUCUCCGUAGCUUUCCUGGGGAGGAAGCUGGUACUGAGCCAAUGGCUGGGCAUCCUGAUCACCAUUGUAGGCCUGGUGGUGGUUGGCCUGGCAGAUUUGCUGAGCAGUCAUGAUGAAAGCCACAAACUCAGUGAGAUCAUCACAGGUGACCUUCUCAUCAUUAUGGCCCAAGUUAUUGUGGCCAUUCAGAUGGUGCUGGAGGAGAAGUUUAUCUACAAGCACAAUGUUCACCCUCUGCAGGCUGUUGGCACUGAAGGUUUCUUUGGGUUCGUCAUACUCUCCAUCAUCCUGGUGCCCAUGUACUUCAUACCUGGGGGCAGUUUCAGCGGUAGCCCACGGCAGGUACUGGAAGAUGCUAUAGAUGCCUUCUGCCAGAUUGGCCAUCUGCCACUUAUUGCUGUAGCCCUGCUGGGCAAUAUGAGCAGCAUUGCCUUCUUCAACUUUGCUGGCAUCAGUGUCACAAAAGAGAUCAGCGCCACCACCCGGAUGGUACUUGAUAGCCUGCGCACCAUUGUCAUCUGGGUUGUCAGCCUGGCCAUUGGCUGGGAGGUCUUUCAUGGACUGCAGAUCCUGGGUUUCCUCAUCCUUCUCGUUGGAGCUGCCCUUUAUAAUGAACUGCACCAGCCCCUCCUUGCUCGCCUGCCCUGGAGGAGGCCACCAGCAGGGGUUGCAGCGAGAGAUGCUGAUAGAGAAGGUCUGCUGGCCACAGACGAGCUUUCCAUUAAUGGAGACAGUUGAUGGCAAUGGAACUUUUACUUCUGCACCACCACUUAGGACCUUUUAUUGAAUGAAUUGGCCUGUAUUGCUGGGAGAUCGGGCUAAAAACACUCAACUGGUUUCAAGAUCUGCUUUGUAGCUUUGGGGAUGCUUUGCUUAACUUUAAACAUCUGGAUGGCUCUUCAUUAUUUCAUUCUUCUGCCUUUUACUGAAGGAAGUGCGGUGGCGGGGUGUUACCCUUUCUCUAGCAACCACAGAGUGGAGAUCUGCUGCUGCUAAGCAGCCCUGAAGUGGUUAUGGGCUCUCUCCUGGGGUUGCUUGGAAGCCAUCUAAAGCCUUGCUCCAUCUUGCUUCAUCAGCAUUUUGGGAUGGGGACAGUGGACGUAAUUGGAAAGAUUUUCUGGGAACCUUAUAGUUCUUCGGCUGUACCAUCUGCCUUGUGGGUACCUGUCUCUUUAUUGUUUAUCUUCUGUUAAAAUAACAUCACAAAGCAAUUGGAGGAGGACCUUUGCUUAUCCCCAGUAGUCCAGCCUGCAUAAAGGAUACUCUCAUGCUUCUGCCAAAUAGGAUCUUGUCUACUCCAUUUUAAAAAGACAAGUGCAAGUGACCAUCUUUCCCUGAUAAGCCAUUUUCAUCAUUUCUCAUUCUCAUUCCUCUGCAGGAUCCAAUCUCAGUUGGUCACCAGAGGCUUCGUCUUCCAAACUUUUGGACUCCUCCUGGAGCCCAUUCUGGAAAGAGAGAAGUUCCCUGAAGAUGGACUCCAUCCUCAGGAAACUUCUGAGUUCCUCCCUGUGAGUCUCCCUUUGAGUCCGAAAGCUUGGAAGACGAAACCUGUGGUCCAGGUGACCAACUCAGAUUGGAUCCUGGGACACGAAUAUUUGCCUCCGGCUCCUUUCUCCAAAGUGGCCUUCCCCAACCAGAUGAUGGGCAAGAGGGGCAAUUCAACACAUGCAAAAGGGAACAGCAAACUAGAAAAGGUUGCCCUCAUCUGCCUGUAUACUGUAUACCUUGCCUCUUUCUUGACCUUUUAAGAAAGAGCUGCUCUAGUGAGGUCUAAUGAAGUGCUUUCUGUUUCCCUUUCGUCAUGUGAGAAGUUUACUGCUGACCUGGGUCAAAGCUGGCUGUUGAGUAGUAAGAUGGGAGCUGCUUUAUUGAGCAGCCUCAGAUCAAGGACAUGGUGUGCAACAGUUUAUAAUCUGGGAUUACAGUCCAGCAUAUUUUGCCGUAUGAUACCCAGGAUCUGGGAUUUAGUAAAGCUGUUCUGGCUGCUAAAGAGAAUAGCUGGUCCUAGAUCAUGCAGUUACAGAGUUUGGAAAAAGGGAGCACCAGUUGAGUUACUUAUAUGUGCCAUUUUUUGCUAUUUGUACUGAAAAGGCCUAGAGUUUAAAGACCAAGUGCCGAGUUUUGUUUUGUUUUUGUUUUUUUGUGAAACGGGCCAGCAGUUGGCACAGUUGGUGUACUCUUUAAUAUCUGUAUACUUAUCCACACAUGUCUGAGCAACAAUAAGGAAAUAGGGACUUUUAGAAAAACAGUGACUCAUUUCCAGACUAUUGCUAUUUCCAGAGAUGCUACUGGCCUGCCAUCUGAAAGAAAGCCCAUGCAUCCUGAUCAACUGUGGCCUGUUGAUGGAUUUUAGGAGUGCACAGAAAGUGCCUUCUUUUAAAGGACACCCUAGGUACUUGAGAUCAAUUGUCCAGGUAUCAGCAACCCCUCUCUGCUUGACAGCUUCCCUAAGUGCUUAGCAGAUCUUGCCCAUGUGCCCUCGAUGACACUGUUAAGCGAUUGGGACAUGGAAUGGAGAUAACAGUUGGAUUUCUCCUGGUUGGGAGAUACUAAACAAGAAUGCAGUUUUGUAACCAAUAAAAUACUUUCUGAU
This is a messenger RNA of Pseudonaja textilis, 3052 nucleotides long. It is a transcript of the gene SLC35F6, whose product is annotated as solute carrier family 35 member F6. Gene Ontology annotation, molecular function: transmembrane transporter activity. Lineage: Eukaryota; Metazoa; Chordata; Lepidosauria; Squamata; Elapidae. The record is from RefSeq and is a predicted model, not a curated record. Gene Ontology annotation, cellular component: intracellular membrane-bounded organelle; membrane. Gene Ontology annotation, biological process: transmembrane transport.